Molecule: messenger RNA, 927 nt
Organism: Paralichthys olivaceus (Japanese flounder)
Lineage: Eukaryota; Metazoa; Chordata; Actinopteri; Pleuronectiformes; Paralichthyidae
Source: RefSeq, a predicted model, not a curated record
CUCCCGUGGAGCCUCUGUCAGGACGGGUUAAUGCGCACACGGGAUUAGACGGUAAUCCGCACUCAUGCGCAAACACAAGUGCGUGAGACCGGAGAGAGGUUCUGCUCUAAUUCUGCGACUAACACACAUUUGCUCUGAGCUCAUGAUGGAGAAGUGAACGAGGUCCUAAGGAUUUCGCGGCUGAUUGUUCCUCAACAACAAACAAAGCUGGAAGUGGAUGGAAUAAACUGACGUGGUGCUUGUGUACACUUCACCACUCACAACAUCCACAUCUUCAAUACAGACGUUCAGGUGCUCCUAUUGAUGCCAUCUCCUCUCAGAGCCGUAUGUCACUGACAUGUCAGUGUCUCCAUCGAGGACAGGAUGUCUAAAUGUGAGCUGAUCGAGCUGCAGGACCUCAGUCUGAAUGAUCCCAUCGAGCUGGCUGCCCCUGCGGCCCGUGGCGCCCCACCAUCGGCUCAGCCCUGCUCCUUCAGCGUCGUCCGUCUGGUUGGAGACAGCGUCAGCAUCGAGGCACCCGGGUGUCAGACAGGAGAGACUGGAGUGGGUCAUGACUUCCAGGUCUACAGUCACGCUCACCCCACCUGGUGUGACCUGUGUGGAGAAUUCAUCUGGGGUCUCUACAAGCAGGGUUUACGCUGCACCAACUGCAGUUACACCUGUCACUACCGCUGUCGACCAUUUAUCCGACUGGACUGCAGCACAGAUGGAGGUUUGUUCACACACCAGGGAGACUUCUCUGUUGACGCCAUCGAGACAGACACUAAUGUGGAUGAACAGAUCGAUUUGGGUAAACAGGGUUUAAGUGUCGGGGAGAUUCAGCAGAAGGUUAAAGAGUAUAACGCUCAGAUCAACAGUAAUCUCUCCAUGAUGGUGGUGAGUGACACAUAAACUAUAUUUCUGAACUUACAGUCAACUCCCAUCUGA